Molecule: messenger RNA, 3813 nt
Organism: Pyrgilauda ruficollis (rufous-necked snowfinch)
Lineage: Eukaryota; Metazoa; Chordata; Aves; Passeriformes; Passeridae
Gene: SASH3
Product: SAM and SH3 domain containing 3
Exons: 7
Coding region: 1967-3202 (411 amino acids)
Biological process (GO): positive regulation of immunoglobulin production; positive regulation of B cell proliferation; positive regulation of adaptive immune response
Cellular component (GO): nucleus; cytoplasm
Molecular function (GO): protein binding
Source: RefSeq, a predicted model, not a curated record
CCAGAGCUGUCCGAGCCUGGGCUGCCGUGGGAUGCUGAGCAGGAGGGCUGGUGCCGGGGGUUGGGACAGCACGGCAGCUGCCCUGCCAUCAGUUUGUCUCUGCUGCCACCAGCCACUGUGGCCUCGCCAGUGCGUGGUCCUGGCCUUGUCCACCUCCCACUCUGCCUUCCAUCCUGUUGGAACGUGUGGCUGGGAUGCACAGCCCCCGGGAUCGACAUGGGUGCCAGCUCAGGUGCCGGUGGGACCCGCGGAGCUCUGCUGGGGAAGGCUGUGCCCCCCCGCCCCCCCAUGGCCUCCCCAGGCGUGGGCGGCCGCCUGUCACUUCCUGGGGGGACAUGGCUGCGGUGGCGGCUGUGCAGCUCUCUUGCGCAGCAAGGUGCUGCGGUCGGGGCUGUCACUGCGUCAGCCGCUUCCUCCGGCAGCACCGCUGCGAGGUGGAGCCGCAGGAGCACCAGCUGCCAGUGUCAGGCCUCUCGAGAGCCCCCUGCGUGGCAUGGUCAUGUGCCACCAUGUUGGCUGAAGUCACCAGUGGCGGCCAAAACUGGCUCCUCAUCCCCCGCCAGGUCUUGCACCAGCUGGCACUUCAGCUCUUGCCAAGCUUUGCUGGGCUGGCAUCAACAUCAGCAAGUCACCACGGGGAGCAGAGGCAGUGCCUGGUGGCAGGGUCCUGCUCAUGACAGGCACAAAUCCUGCCAUGGCAGCUCCACCGUUCUGCCAAGCUUCCACAGGAAACCUGGGUGAAGUCCCCCUCCCUGCACUGGGGUGGCCCAUCCAGCCCGGCCAGUCCCAGUGGGCAUCCCCUGCCCUUGCCCAGCGACAGCCACUCUCACUUCCCCCUCCUGCUCUGCGCCGGGAGAGCCCGGCCCCCCUGACUCACAUCCCACUGCCAGGCUCUCCAUGGCUCCUCCAGCCCCAGGGCAGUUCUAUCUCAGAGCUGUUUUAUCUCAGCAGUGAAGCCGUAGGAGGUUCAGUGGACCUGGAUCUCGUGGAUUCCGGGCACCGGGGUGGGAGCAGGGCAAAAGCCAGCAUCCCCUCUGCACAGAUGCACCUGGAGCUGGCAUGAAGCCACAGUCUGCGUGCAGCUGGGUGUGGCACCGUGAGCCAGCCCUCAGCAAUGGCCAAACCGAGUGCUCAGGGGUGCUCGGUGGAGCCAAUGAGAAGGAGAAUAAAGAGGGAACAGCAUAGGGCCAGGCUGUGCAGGACUGGGAAAGGCCUCCACCAUAACAGGAGCUGGCAGAGCUGCUUGAGAAUAGAAAUCCCUGGUGGUGGUGGUGGUAGAGCAAGCACGGUGGUGUGUGCUCCGAGGGCCUCAAGAGUGCUGUCAAUGGCAGCUGAGCUCACUGUGCCCCAGUGUGCGAGCACGCUGGUGCUGCCAUCCAGGGAUGAGGGACACCUGGGACCAGGUGGCUGUGCUGGCACCAAGGGUGUUCCUGGCAUGGAGAAACCCUUCCAUGUGAGACAGGCACCUGAGGCCAUGGAGAGGAAGGCAGGCAGGGGGCACAGAAAGACUAAAAGGGGCAAGGGAUGGAGAGGUGUACCAGGACUGAGAUCCAAUACCAGCUUUGAUGUCUUAGGCAUGGAGGUGACACCAAGCCAGCUGGUGAUGCUGGGGGUGUGCUCUCUGGGCUAUGGGGUGACACUCACAGGUGGAAAACAUGGAUUUGUGAUGAAUCCUCCAGGAUUUCAGUCCUGGAGCUGACCCUGUGGGUAGCAGCAGGUACAUGGUUGCUCUGGUGCUACCUGUGCUUCACUGCCUGCCCACCUGUGCUGAGAGGACAUGCAGAGCCCUGUGUGCCCUCACGGCUUGGCCCAUAUGCCAGGGUGGCAUCAUGGCACAGCCCUGGGCUGCUCCCAGCAUGGCAGUAUCAGGCUCCACACCAGAGCCUCCCUGCCCUGGGAAUGCUGUGCCAAGCAGCUGCAUAGGCACCAAGAGCUCCACAUCCCAGUUCCAGGGGGUUGAUGACACAUGGCAGCUCCUGGAAGAGAGCAGAAAACUCUUCCCAGCACUGGCAUCACCCUGGGAUGGGCAGAGCAGUCCAAAGGGCAGAGAGGAGCUGUGGCAGGGAAUGCAGGAAGAAGCUCAUCUCCCACCUUUCCAUCUCCCCCCUCACACCUCUGCCCCUGCUCCCAGCUUUCCCUACAGCGUUCCAGCAGCUUCAAGGACUUCAGCAAGUCCAAGGUCAGCUCCCCCGUGUCAAGCGAGGAGUUCAGCCUGGAGGAGAAUAUCCCUGAGGAUGAUCCCAGCAAUGCCAGUCCUGAGGAGGCCACACGGAGCAGCGGGACGAAGCUGGGCAGGAAGUGGCGGGCGGUCAUCUCCCGCACCAUGAACCGCAAGAUGGGCAGGAUGGCUGUGAGAGCGCUGGCCGAGGGGAAGCAGGGAGAGGUGGAGGCGGAAGGGCCCCCAUGCCCCCUGUCCCCAGCCAGCAGCGUGGAAGAGCAGAGCCAUGACAAGGUGCCCUUGUCGUACCUGGAGCUGGAGGAGGAGGAGGAGGACGGGCACCCAGCCCUCGGACGUCAGAUGUCCAGCGGCAGCGACAUUCCCAGCCCUGGUGAUCCCCGGGAUAGCCAGCAGCUGGAGGAGACUGUCCCAGCCUACACUGGCCCCUUCUGCGGCCGGGCCCGCGUCCACACGGACUUCACCCCCAGCCCCUAUGACAAGGACUCCCUGAAGCUGCGGAAAGGGGACAUCAUCAGCAUCAUAGAGAAGCCACCUGUGGGCACCUGGACCGGGCUGCUCAACAAUAGGGUGGGCUCCUUCAAGUUCAUCUACGUGGAUGUGAUCCCUGAGGAGACGGUCCCUGCCCGCAGGAGCCGCAGCUCCAGCCGGAACAAGCGCCUCAAGCCCAAGACCCUCCAUGAGCUGCUGGAGCGCAUCAACCUGCAGGAACACACCCCCACCCUCCUGCUGAAUGGGUACCAGACCCUGGAGGACUUCAAAGAGCUUCGGGAGACCCACCUGAACGAACUGCACAUCACGGACCCCCAGCACCGCGCCAAGUUGCUGACGGCUGCCGAGCUCCUCCUGGACUAUGACACAGCCAGUGAGCCAGAGGAUGGUGACACCACUGAGGCCCUGCCAUCGCCCUCGGAGCCCAAAGGGGACAUUCCCCGGGACUCUGGCUGCUUCGAGGGAUCAGAGACGCUGGAUGGCAGCCGGGAGGAGGCCGAGAUGGGGGGUCCCUCCGUGGCAGAAUCUCCCUGAGCCCGCCAGCACCGCCACUUUCCACUCUGGCCCUAAUAGGAGGGCUGGAUUGGAGGGGACGGCUGCUGGUGGGCAACAGGAGAGCCCCAGUGGUGGCACCUCGGGGUCCAGCUCAGCCCCUGCCGCAGAGCCAGAUGCUGGGUGGGCACAAGGUGCCCCAGGACAUUUUGCAUGGCACCACUGCCCCGAGGCAGGGACUCUGAGCACACUGGGGCACUGUGCUCCCCGCCAAGACACCACAGGCAUUGGCUGCUCUUCCCAGGUUUGCCAGCAGGCUCAGGAAGGGAGCUGGGGACAGAAGCCGUGUCUGCAGGCAACUGAAGCCUGCCCAGGACACUGUCACUUCUCAGCAUGGACACACAGACACCCCCGACCCCCCCACCUGCCAUAGGGGACAGCAAGAUGCAAACAACACAGCUAAGACACCCUGGAAGUGUGAGAUGGAGAGUCCUGGAAACGCAUAGGGAAGGGGGAAGAGGCAGCUGGCUUGGGGCAGCACAGAAACGCAGGGGCUACAGCUCAGCCAUUUUCAAACCAAUUAAUUUUCCUUCAUUGUUUUAAAAUUAAAAAAAAAAUAAGAAAAAAAUAAAGAACACCCAAUCCUCACCCAA